GGUGGUUACCUGGUGGGUGCCGCACGAGGCAGGCGUCCCUGCAGAAGGUAAAACUGGAGAGUUGGGGAGAAGGGAGCAUCUGUUCACUAGGGGCAGGGCCUUCCUCUGUGAGCUCAGCCAGUCUUCUCAGGCACCCCACUGAGUUUCCGAGGCACUUGCCCAGUGUAUAUCAUAAACAGCUUAGCCUCCAGUGACAGAACUUGUGGCUGGGUGCGGUGGCUCACACCUGUAAUCCCAGCACUUUGGGAGGCCAAGGUGGGGUAUUACCUGAGGUCAGGAGCUCAAGACCAGCCUGCCCAACAGGUGAAACCCUGUCUCUACUAAAAAUACAAAAAUUAGCCAUGUGUGGUGGUGCGUGCCUGUAAUCCCAGCUACGAGGGAGGCUGAGACAGGAGAAUCGCUUGAACCCAGGAUGUGGAGGUUGCAGUGAGCCAAGAUCACAUCAGUGUAUUCCAGUCUGGAUGACAGAGCGAAACUCCGUCUCAAAAGAAAACAACAAAGAAAGAACUUGUGCCCCUUACUCCUGCCACCUGGACAAGUCCUCAUGUGCUUUCCCAUGAGAGUGACAGAGCUGGCCCUGGCAGUGGAGCGUCUUCAGAAGCAGAAUCUGGAGAAGGAUCAGGUCAACAAGGACCUCACCGAGAAGCUUGAGGCCCUGGAAUCCCUGUGGCUACAGGAGCAGGCGGCCCUGGAGACAGAGGACAGAGAGGGGCUACAGCAGAGCCUAAGGGACCUGGCACAGUCCGUCCUGUCGGACACUGAGAGCAGCGUCCAGCUGAGCGGCUCCGAGCGCACCGCGGAUGCGUCCGAGGGCAGCCUGCGGGGGCUCUCGGGCCAGCUGACCCCGUCCCCACCGCGGCGCUCCACGCCGGGCCGAGGCCGUUCACCCCGCCGAGGCCCCUCCCCGGCCUGCUCAGACUCCUCCACGCUCGCCCUGAUCCACUCCGCCCUGCACAAGCGCCAGCUGCAGGUCCAGGACAUGCGUGGGCGCUAUGAGGCAAGCCAGGACCUGCUGGGUACCCUGCGGAAGCAGCUUAGCGACAGCGAGAGUGAGCGGCGGGCCCUAGAGGAACAGCUGCAGCGCCUGCGGGACAAGACCGACGGCACCAUGCAGGCCCACGAGGACGCCCAGCGCGAGGUGCAGCGGCUGCGGAGCGCCAACAAGCUCCUGAGAAGGGAGAAGAGCAACCUGGCCCACAGCCUGCAGGUGGCCCAGCAGCAGGCCGAGGACCUGCAGCAGGAGCGGGAGAAGCUGCAGGCUGCCCAGGAGGAGCUGCGGUGCCAGCAGGACCAGCCAGAGGAAGAGCAGGAGGACGCAGUGCAGGAUGGUGUGCGGGUGCGCUGGGAGCUUGAGCACAGCCAUAGACAACUAGAGCAGCUGGAAAGGAAGCACUCAGUCCUGGCCAAGGAGCUGGUGGAGGUGAGGGAGGCGCUGAGCCGCGCCAUGCUGCAACGGGACAUGCUACAGGCCGAGAAGGCCGAGGUGUCCGAGGCGCUGACCAAGGCUGAGGCUGGCCGCGUGGAGCUCAAGCUCUCCAUGACCAAGCUGAGGGCAGAGAAGGCCUCCCUGCAGGACUCCCUGUCCAAGCUGAGCGCCCUCAACGAGAGCCUUGCUCAGGACAAGUUGGAUCUGAACCGCCUUGUCGCCCAGCUGGAGGAAGAAAAGGCUGCCCUGUAGGGCUGGCAGCGGCAGGUGGAGCAGGAGGCCACAGUGGUGCGGGAAGAGCAGGAGCGGCUGGAGGAGCUGCGGUUGGAGCAGGAGGUGGCGCGGCAGAGCCUGGAGGGCUCCCUACAAGUGGCGGAGCAGGCCCAGGAGGCGCUGGAGCAGUAGCUCCCCAUGCUGCGCUGUGAGCGCAGCCAGCUGCAGGAGCAGCUAGCGCAGGUCUCAAUAGAUAUGCCUCGGCUGCUUGAAAGGCAUUGAAAAUGGCCUGUGGCCUUGUCCAUCUAACAGAGUCCAGUAAAAUCCUGACAAUGGAAUGGGGAGAGAGAGUGAGAACCACCAAACUCAGCACACAACGACCGAGUUUAAACCUCUGUGCUAAGGGAUGAUCAGAAUCUAUCAUGGCUUCUAGUAGCAUAAGACCAUGUCUCACGAAUGACCCUAGGCUCCCAUGACAAUGCCUACCUAGGAAAGCUCAAGGCUGCCUGGGGAACUUACUUUAGUCCAGCCAAUACUUGCUGAUGAUGGUAGUUUCAGGAUCUUUCUUUCUUAUGGCACUUACUAAGAAGGGAAUCCUUCCUCCAUCCCUUUGAUAUAUGUGUGUAUCUCCUAGGGACUUCAGUGUGUCUUUGCCCAGGAUCUGAAAGCCAUUACUUUGAGGUGUAGUCCUCAGGAAGGACUGAGCCUCUGUCUUCCAGUCUCUGUGGGAGGUUAGAAUCCUAACUUCUAAUAUUGCCAGCUGGCAGACACAGCUGUCCUGAUGAGGCAGACAUUUAAAAUGAGCAAUCUUUUGUAAUGUUUCCCUUGUGCCCUGCCCCCUGCCCUCUCCCCUACCUCACUCUCCGAUUAGAAUGCCAUCACCUCCACACAAAGGCAAACGGAACUCAGCCCCUUCCUCUACGGUCAGUAGUUACUGAAUAAAAUUGGUUUUCAUCGAUUUGA
This is a messenger RNA of Pongo pygmaeus (Bornean orangutan), 2602 nucleotides long. RefSeq names its product rootletin-like. Bases 545 to 1678 code for a protein of 377 amino acids. The transcript is spliced from 10 exons. Lineage: Eukaryota; Metazoa; Chordata; Mammalia; Primates; Hominidae. The record is from RefSeq and is a predicted model, not a curated record. Gene Ontology annotation, biological process: centrosome cycle. Gene Ontology annotation, cellular component: centrosome; centriole.